This is a messenger RNA of Zea mays, 883 nucleotides long. NCBI's taxonomy places the organism in Eukaryota, Viridiplantae, Streptophyta, Magnoliopsida, Poales, Poaceae. The record is from RefSeq and is a predicted model, not a curated record.
AGCCAUCGUUUGGCCUAUCUAGCGCACGAGUCGGAGCAGGCCGAGCAGCGCACGGCACGGCACGGCACCGAGCCCGACCCGGGACGAUGAAACCGACCUCAACCAAACAGGCACGUCGCGGUGGGAUCGCACAGGACAACGAGACGUCUGACGGCGUGAGGCUGAGACCAAAGGAGAACAGAGACGGAGAGGAGCGCGGCGGCCCGGGCGCCGGAGCCUGGAGGGUAGGGGAAGAGAAGAGAAGAGGCGAUGGCGUCAAUCGGGUCCUCCAACAUCGGAUUCCAGCUGCUGAAGAAGUCUGGUUGGAAGGAGGGCACUGGCCUUGGAGCGCAGGAGCAGGGAAGGUUGGAACCUGUAGAGACUCGUGUUAAGAAUAACAAGCGUGGUAUAGGUUCUAAAGAACCAAAACCACAACCUAAGGUUGAGGAUGACAUUGAAACACAUCCUCAAAAGCCCAAGGAAAUGCAAUCAAAGAAAAGGGCAAAAUUAGCUGCAAAGAGGAUAAGAAAACUGCAAGAAGAGGAGAAGCGCUUGAAAGAGAAGGAAUUCGAGAUGGCUUUUUUCAGGGAAUUUUGGCCUGAUAAUGUGUAAGGCAGAAACUUCAACACUUGACAAUGUAGCUGCUGACUUUGCCUGAUAUAGUGGAUGUAUAGGCUUGCAAAACGCUUGGCCUACAAAAUGUUACCCCAUUCAUUCCGUGGAUGAUUUCACACAUGAUUUGUGGCUAGGGUUGGCACAAAGCUGUUCAUCCAUGUAGUGGACAAAUCUAGUGUAGAAUUGCCCAUGCUAUGUGAUCUUGUAAUUUUUAUACAUUAUAAAUCUUGUUUUUUUUUGUUCAUAUAACUGUGCUCAAUAUUUUGCCUUGCCAAUGCAAAGAUUUAAA